Molecule: messenger RNA, 606 nt
Organism: Jaculus jaculus (lesser Egyptian jerboa)
Lineage: Eukaryota; Metazoa; Chordata; Mammalia; Rodentia; Dipodidae
Gene: Cimip2c
Product: family with sequence similarity 166 member C
Exons: 4
Coding region: 1-606 (201 amino acids)
Source: RefSeq, a predicted model, not a curated record
AUGGCCUCUCGUAGUGUGGGCACUCUACUGACUGAGUUCAAUGCCACCUUUGUGCCCCCCGCCCUCAUGCCCGGGUACCAAGGUCAUAUCCCUGGCGUGGCCUACUCCUUUGGCUCCCCCUAUGGCACCACCACCCUCAAGUACUUCCAGGACCACCGCAAUACAGCCAUGGAGAAGAGCCUUAUGGCCCUGAGUGGAGGUGGCCGCUUCCCAACCAUCUUCUCCCCCAGCCCCAGCAGGAUGCUGAUUGCACGCUUGCAGUCAUGGGACCGCUGGCUGCACGUGCCCACUUACACUCGCUUCAAUCUGGAUAGCAACCGCUCUAGCCAACUCACUGACUUCUACCAGACAGUACAGCAGCAUCGGAAAUACUACCUGGACAAGACUGGCAUGGUCCCCCGUGUUCCCUACUUCGUGCUGCCUGUGAAGGAGCGAGAACGGUACCCGCUCCCCACUGACCUGCCUCCUCUGUGCCCAAAGAAGAAAUGGCAUCUUUUAAGAGUGUCCCCUGACAACCUGAAGACCUAUCAGACCUUCCCAUCAGGGAAGAGGGUCUCCUCACAAGAGCGACAGAAGAGAGACUGCUACUUUGAGUUCAGAGCAUGA